This is a messenger RNA of Culicoides brevitarsis, 5653 nucleotides long. It is a transcript of the gene Sur, whose product is annotated as ATP-binding cassette sub-family C member Sur. Lineage: Eukaryota; Metazoa; Arthropoda; Insecta; Diptera; Ceratopogonidae. Gene Ontology annotation, biological process: transmembrane transport. The record is from RefSeq and is a predicted model, not a curated record. Gene Ontology annotation, molecular function: ABC-type transporter activity; ATP binding; ATP hydrolysis activity. Gene Ontology annotation, cellular component: membrane. The transcript has 13 exons. The coding region runs from base 39 to 5576 and encodes 1845 amino acids.
GGCACGGAAAUGUGACCAGAAAUUUUCAAUAUUUGAAAAUGCUGAAAUUUACGCAGGAAACAUGCCAUUUGGAUUAUUUCAUCGGAUUGAUUUCGGUGACCUCAAUCGCUUGCAUUUGUUUAAUUGCCGUUGUUUAUUUGUGGAAAUAUAAUUAUUUUUGGAAUUUCACACAAGCAAAUCGGCAGCAGCACAAGAACACGAGUGGCAACGGUAAUAAAAGCAACGAAACGCAAGGAAAUAACGACGUUGAAAAUGGAUUCGCGCAAACAUGCAAAUCUGAGCCGCACAUUUUCAGACUGCACGACCUUCGAUUCACAUUACUGCUGAUACUUUUGUUUAUAAAUAUAUGUCAAGUCUGUCAAUCAGGUCUUAUUGCAACGAAAGUCGACUCAAUUUGGCCCCUGAUGUACACAACGACACUUUUUCUGGCGAAUAUUUUACUUGGAAUUUUCGUGAGGUUCAUCGAAAUUUGUGAUAAAUCGAAAUUACUGUACCUUCCUAUACUGAUACAAUCAAUCCAAGUCAUACCUGUUGUGUGGAAAUAUCAUCAUUUAACCAACGAGCUGCCAGUAUGGAGUUUACAGGCAUUUACCACAUUGAUCCAUUUCAUGAUUUUACUUGCACUGAUUGUCACGGAUGCUGUUACGCGAUAUUUGGAGUACUUGAAACCAAAAGUUCUCGCUGAAUCAGGAGAUAAUGAAACAAAAUCCGAGGGAUUUUCCAAGAAAAAAAGCACAUUACUCUCGAAAUUGACCUUUUGGUGGCUAACACCGUUACUGUGGCAAGGAUUUUGGGAGCCCUUAGAGCUGGAAGACCUUGGAAAAUUGCCGGAAAAGGAAACUGCCCGUUUUCAUUACGAUCAAUUUUUGUUCAUUUAUCACAAAUAUUCAAAGAUCAACAAAUCGUCACUUUGGUCCUGUUACUUCCACAAUUGUUGGCAAAUGUUUUGUUUCGGAGGCAUUUUAAAAUUAUUUGGGGAUCUUUCGGGACUUGUUGGACCUUUAUCGAUAUCAUACAUUGUUAAUUACAUCGAAAUGGAGUCUCUUGCGAGGAAUUUUACGACAAAUUCAGGAAAUUUCACACAAAUUAAAGUUACUUCAAUGGAUUUUGUGGCGUUAGAUUUCCCAAAUUGGAAUGAUUUCAUGUACAACGGAUGGAUAAUUGCGUUAAUGGUGUUGAUUUUUUCCAUUUUGCAAGGAACUUUAUCGCAAGCUUCCACGCAUUUCGUCAAUAUGGAAGGAAUUAAGUUGAAAAAUGCUCUUCAAGGAUUAAUUUACCGCAAAACGAUGCUUUUAACGUCAAAAUGCAUCUCAAAUGGAAUUUCAUCGGGAUCAAAAGACUCGUCGGAGCCAAAACCGAAACCGGAUCUCUUGUCACGAAAGAGUUUCAGUCAAGAUUUGUUCGACGAUGACAAAGCGAACAAUAUUGGGAACAUCACGAACCUCAUGUCGGAAGAUACCUUCAACGUUAUGUCCUUUUUUUGGAUCGCGCAUUAUGUUUGGGCGAUCCCUUUGAAGAUUUCCGUCGUCAUUUAUUUACUUUAUCGUCAAUUGGGAGCAAGUGCAAUUUAUGGAUCGCUCAUUUGUAUCAUGACAAUGACUCCGAUGCAAUUUCUCAUUGGCAAGAUGAUGUCGAAUAACAUGAAAAAAGGCACCGAAUGCACCGAUGAGCGACUAAAGAAAAUUAAUGAAGUGUUAAUUGGCAUUAAAUUGAUCAAAUUAAAUGCGUGGGAGAAGUUGUUCAAGGAAAAAAUUACAACUCUGAGGAAUAAAGAGUUGGUUUACUUGGACAAAGAUUCCAUUUAUUGGUCUUUGAUGACGUUCCUGACUUACGUUUCUUCGAUUCUAAUUACUUUCGUAACUCUCCUAAUCUACUUCAACAUUUCCCAUGAAGACAUUCCUUUCACCGCAAGUCGCCUUUUUACCGCUCUCGCACUCUUCAAUCAACUCACCGUUCCUUUGUUCAUCUUUCCGAUCACGAUUCCCAUCAUAAUUAGUGCCAUCGUGAGCACCAAACGUCUCGAAACAUUCCUCGGGCAACCUGAAGUGGAAAAAGAACUCGAAGGAGUUAAAAAUAUGGCAAGAUUCUUGAGUCAAAGUGACGCUUCUCUGGAUAUUUUGGAACAAAAAAACGGAGAAAUCUCCGAAAAAUCUGAAUUUGCACCAGUUUCACCGCCGGAAGACUCGUCACUGACACCUUGCAACACCCUGCCCCGCAUCCGGAUGAAGGAAAAUACCCAAGAUUUGGUUUCGUGUCUCAGUAACAGCCUGGAUCGGAAGAAGGUAAACCUGAAAAAAGGAGGUCCCGUAACAAAAACUGUCAAAUACGGCAAGCAAUCGUCGAAAAGUCAACGAAAUUCAGCGGAUUUAUCGAAAAAAUUAUCGGAAGAAUUUGUGGCGUCCAUCAACGAUGCCGUUUUUUCGUGGAAUAAGGAAGAUUUUGUGAGUACCGUGACUGUUCCGUGCCGAGUAACGAUCCCCAAGGGCAAAUUAACGUUAAUUGUGGGAAGAAAUGGAAGCGGAAAGAGUUCCCUGUUGUCAGCGCUGUUGCAUGAGAUGUUCAAACUCGAUGGCGGGACCUUGUUAUGGGAUAAAUAUGCGACAAUUGCGUAUUUGCCGCAAACGCCGUGGCUGUUAAACGCAACAAUACGAGAAAAUGUGCUUUUUGGCGAGUCAUAUAGGCCUCGCAGAUACCAAAAAGUGCUUGAAGCAUGUUCGCUUUUGCCCGAUCUUGAACUUUUACCAAGCGGAGAUCUCACGGAAAUUGGCGAGCGCGGCAUAAAUUUGUCUGGGGGACAACGUCAACGCAUUUGUCUUGCUCGGGCCUUGUAUUCUUCCGCUAAUGUGGUGCUCCUUGACGAUCCACUGUCAUCGCUGGAUAACGAAGUCGGCAAAUCCAUCAUAGAAAAUUGCAUAAAAAAACUUCUACUUCGCUAUAAUCGAACAACGAUCUUGGUAACGCAAAAAAUUCAACUUGUCUAUAACGCCGACGUCAUCAUAGCAAUGGACCAGAAUCGUGUUCUUGCCGCAGGAACCUUGCAAGAAAUAGAAAAAGAUCAUCCUGAGCUUUGGCAGGAAUGGAAUGCCUCGAUAAGUAAGGAAAAUGACGUCAGUCCGGGCAAAACAGCGCACGAGAGAUGGAGAUUGUUCAAAAAUAUCGCAAAAUUGGGACUUCAAAAGACGAAUAUUUUGGAAGAAGACUCGUUCGCAGGCAACAAUCGGUUGUCGUUGUUCUCGUCGUUUCGCAAACGGACUGGAUCGAUCAGAACUCGGUUGCUGACGCAUGAUUUGCCUCUUCCGAUUGACGAAUGUAAUGAUGGCGAAGUGGUUCUGCGUCGCAAAGGCACCCAAAGAAAACGGAAUUGUACGUCGUUGGAGCUGCGAUAUCCGAUGGGGAACGCGAUUCAUGAGAAUAUCAAUGAAAAGACGCCCGUUACGCGACACGUUUCGUCGCCAAUACCGAUGCAGUACACAAAUAGCUCGAGCAAUAAUUUGACAGCGGCGGAUUUGGAGGCAUUCGAUAAAAGUCGGAAAGUGAGUUUGAGACAAUUUAUUCGACGGAUGUCAUCGAGGAGGAAGAGAACGCAGUCAAUUAACGAACAAACGGGAUUUUUGCGUGGAAAAUGGAAGAAUAAUGGAUCGAUUCAAAGCAUCAACGAGGAACAACCCCCGCCGCCAUUACAACGUCUCAUGUCAACCAUCAGUCGUCACAGCGACGAGCCCGAAGAAGAAGCUGUUGCCGCCAAAGAUCUCGCUACAAUCAGCGAACGCUUAGUUAGUGACGAGGAACGUAAAUACGGAGAAAUCCCUCGUCACAUCUAUCAACUUUAUCUCAAGUCAUGCGGCAUCAAAUUCGUUUGUAUUUUCUUCUUCAGUGCCUUGGGAUGGCAAUUGUUGCGUGUCUACACUGACGUUUGGCUCCAAAAUUGGACCAACGACGACAAUAAUUCGUCUGACGUGCAAUAUUACUUCAAAAUUUACACAAUUUUGUCGGUUAUUUGUCUGUUGAUGGCAAUUAUCACCACUCCAUCGGGACAAUUGGCAGGCUCCAAGGCAAGAAAAGUGCUGCAUGAACAACUCACGGACGCGAUUUUACGAAAUUCGUUAUAUUACUUCCAAACUACUCCGAUUGGGAGGAUAUUGAAUCGUUUUAGUAAUGAUGUGGCAGUGGUUGAUAAGAAAAUCGCAGCUACAAUCCAAAGAUUGUUUCAAUUUGUGCUCCUGUGUGUUUGUGCCAUCCUAAUUAACGCUGCGAUCACUCCUUGGUUCCUUUUAAUUACAAUUCCAAUUUGCAUUUUAUACCAUGUCGUACAAAAAUUCUACAGAUGUUCGUCACGGGAACUUCAACGCUUGGACAGCAUAACAAGUUCACCCGUUUUGUCCCAUUUUGCUGAAACAAUCGCUGGAGUCGUCACAAUUCGAGCUUACAAUCAAGAAUCUCGUUUCAUGGAGAUGUUAUUUCGCAAAAUUGAGGCCAAUAAUGUUGCUUUUAACAUCAUGAACUCGAGUAAUCGAUGGUUGGGAAUCGCUUUGGAUUAUCUCGGAGGAAUUAUCGUCUUUUUAGCCAUUCUAACGUCGUUAAUAACCGCAUCUGUGUAUCCUGAGAGCACUUCUUCGUCGUUAGUUGGUCUCGCCAUCAAUUACACCUUGUUAAUUCCAAUUUACCUAAAUUGGGUCGUCAAACUUUUCGCCGAUAUGGAAAUGCAAAUAGGAGCUGUUGAGAGAUUACAAUAUUAUAUCGAUAAUGGAAAAAACGAUCGUGAGUGUGAAGAAAAUGAAAUUGAAGCAAAAAAGUCUGUUCCCAUUUCGUGGCCACAAAAAGGCGAUAUUUCAUUCGAAAAUGUGACAAUUCGAUACGAAAGAGGCAAGGAUUGUGUUAUUAAAGGAUUAAAUCUUGUCAUUCCAGCGGGACAAAAGAUCGGAAUUUGUGGGCGAACAGGAAGCGGAAAGUCAACUUUAGCAAUGGCUCUGUUCCGAACAGUUCAAAUAACAGCAGGAACUGUCACCAUUGACGACGUCGAUAUCUCCCACGUUAAUUUGGAGGAUCUUAGAUCACGUUUGUCGAUCAUUCCGCAAGACGUUUUCUUGUUCAGCGGGACUUUGCGUGAAAAUUUAGACCCGAGAGGAUAUUUUUUGGAUCAUGAAUUGUGGAAUGCACUCGAAAUCGCACAAUUAAAGGCUUUUGUGAACGCACAACCAAAGGGAUUGAAUUUUGAAGUCAAAGAAGGCGGUUUGAACUUCAGUGCAGGUGAACGACAACUAUUUUGUCUCGCAAGAGCGAUUCUUCGUGGUUCCAUUUGUCUGAUACUUGAUGAGGCAACUAGCAGUUUAGAUUCUUAUCGCGAGCAACAAUUACUGAAAGCCGUAAAUAAAGCAUUUAAUGGACGUACAAUCAUCAAUAUUGCGCAUCGUGUACACACAUUGCUGGACUAUGAUCGAGUAAUUGUACUUGAAAAUGGCAAAAUUAUCGAAGAUGGAGAUCCAAGAGCCUUAAAAUUGGAUCCUGAAAGUAAAUUUGCAGCAUUAUUAAAGGCGUCGGAUAUCCAACAACCGGAGACAAGAACAACAAAACUAUAAAAAAAAACUUCUAAGAGCAGUUUCUGUGUCAAAUUAAAAGCUACAACUAAUAAGACUGAAUUGCGAAAAUCUUCCUA